Lachnellula hyalina is the source of this 363-nucleotide messenger RNA. It is a transcript of the gene PFY1, whose product is annotated as Profilin. The record is from RefSeq and is a predicted model, not a curated record. Gene Ontology annotation, molecular function: actin monomer binding. The coding region runs from base 1 to 363 and encodes 120 amino acids. Lineage: Eukaryota; Fungi; Ascomycota; Leotiomycetes; Helotiales; Lachnaceae. Gene Ontology annotation, cellular component: cell cortex. The transcript is spliced from 4 exons.
AUGUCUUGGCAAGGUAGCGGCCAUGUUGACAAGGGAGCCAUCUACAGCGCGAAGGGCGAUAGUGUUUGGGCUACCAGUGCAGGUUUUACCAUCUCCCCGGCUGAGAUGCAGGAGAUCGUCACUGGUUUGAGCGGGAGCUACGACAAGCUGUAUGCUGAAGGACUGCACAUUGCGGGCGAGAAAUUUGUUCUUACAAAAGCAGAAGACCGAAGUCUGUAUGCCAGGAAGGGCAGAGAAGGCGUUGUUAUUGUCAAGACCACACAAGCUAUCCUCAUCGCUCACUACAAAGACGGCAUGAUUGCCGGAAACUCCGCACAAACUGUCGAGCAGCUGGCGGAUUAUCUCAUUAGCACCGGAUACUAG